Phyllopteryx taeniolatus (common seadragon) is the source of this 4122-nucleotide messenger RNA. It is a transcript of the gene has2, whose product is annotated as hyaluronan synthase 2. The record is from RefSeq and is a predicted model, not a curated record. Bases 260 to 1918 code for a protein of 552 amino acids. Gene Ontology annotation, biological process: extracellular matrix assembly; hyaluronan biosynthetic process. NCBI's taxonomy places the organism in Eukaryota, Metazoa, Chordata, Actinopteri, Syngnathiformes, Syngnathidae. Gene Ontology annotation, molecular function: hyaluronan synthase activity. The transcript has 4 exons.
UACAAGAAGAAAUUGACCAUUUUUCCUGAGCAUCCAACGUUGAGGACACGUCCCAAUUAAUUGUUCAUUCUUCUUCUUUUGAUUUUGAUUUUUGAUUUUUUAAAUCAAAACAUUGAGAGGAUUCAUGAGAGUCACGCGAGUGUCCUGUGAAACUUUAUCGAGACUUUCCCUCUCAUUGGAGAGGUACCGCAACCGCAAGCAUCGGAGUUGACCGCAUCUCUUCACCGAGGACCAGCGAGCGGACGACGGCUGCCUCAAGAUGAGUUGUCAACAAGUCCUCACCUAUCUGCGGAUAUUUGGGACCACAAUGUUUGGUGUUUCACUCCUGGUGGGCAUCUCCACUGCUUACAUCAUGGGCUACCAGUUCUUCACCACAGCCCACAAUCAUCUGUCCUUUGGACUGUAUGGAGCUAUCUUGGUUGUCCAUCUCAUCAUCCAGAGCCUCUUUGCACUCUUAGAACAUCGAAAUAUGAAGCGGUCUUUAGAGACGCCAAUCAAACUGAAUAAAACUUUAGCACUAUGCAUUGCAGCAUUUCAAGAGGACCCAAACUACCUGAGGAAAUGCCUGGUGUCAGUAAAAAGGCUGACAUACCCUGGAAUCAAAGUCAUCUUGGUGGUCGAUGGUAACUCAGAUGACGACCUGUAUAUGAUGGAAAUUUUCAAAGAAAUCAUGGGAUGGGACAAGGUCGCCACAUAUGUGUGGAGGAGUAACUUUCACAGCAGGGGGCCAGAGGAGACAGAUGAGAGCUACGCUGAGAGCCUUCAGCAAGUCUCGAGACUGGUCCUAAACAACAAGUGUGUGUGUGUCAUGCAGAAGUGGGGCGGCAAGAGAGAAGUCAUGUACACAGCCUUUAAAGCGCUUGGAAGGAGUGUUGACUAUGUCCAGGUGUGUGACUCUGACACCAUGCUGGAUCCAGCAUCAUCUGUGGAGAUGGUAAAGGUUCUUGAAGAAGACUCUAUGGUGGGUGGUGUUGGAGGAGAUGUGCAGAUUCUAAACAAAUAUGAGUCGUGGAUCUCCUUCCUGAGUAGUGUACGAUACUGGAUGGCCUUCAACAUUGAGCGGGCAUGCCAGUCUUACUUUGGCUGUGUCCAGUGUAUCAGUGGACCCUUAGGAAUGUACCGAAACUCACUCCUGCAUGAGUUCCUUGAGGACUGGUACAAUCAGACCUUCAUGGGAUCCCACUGCAGUUUUGGGGAUGACCGCCAUCUUACGAACAGAGUUCUGAGUCUUGGGUAUGCAACCAAGUACACGGCACGUUCCAAGUGCCUAACAGAGACACCAAUUACAUACUUGAGGUGGCUCAAUCAGCAGACUAGAUGGAGUAAAUCCUAUUUCCGAGAAUGGCUCUACAACUCCAUGUGGUUCCACAAGCAUCAUCUUUGGAUGACCUAUGAGGCUGUGAUUACUGGGUUCUUCCCAUUUUUUCUCAUUGCCACUGCGAUACAACUCUUCUACCAAGGAAGACUUUGGAAUAUUUUGUUGUUUCUCCUGAUUGUGCAAGCAGUGGCAUUGAUCAAGUCGACAUUUGCCAGCUGCCUCAGAGGCAACAUUGUCAUGGUGUUUAUGUCCUUUUAUUCCGUACUGUACAUGUCAAGCCUGUUGCCAGCCAAAAUGUUUGCAAUAGCAACAAUCAACAAAUCUGGAUGGGGAACAUCUGGGAGGAAAACAAUAGUGGUGAACUUCAUUGGUCUCAUUCCAAUUUCAGUUUGGUUCACUAUCCUCUUCAUUGGGAUCAUCUACACUACAAUACUGCAGACUAAAAAACCCUUUCCUGAAUCAGAAAUGCUCAUUCUGAUUAUUGGGGCAGUUGUCUAUGCCAGUUAUUGGGUGAUACUGUUGACUUUGUAUGCAGUGCUCAUAAACAAGUGUGGUAAAAGGAAGAAGGAAACACACUACGAUAUGGUGCUGGACGUUUGACUUACUUAGGCUACAAAACUUAUUUUGUACCACUGAAAUGCCUUGUUUUUUUUCCAUUCUUAAUGACACACUUCUUGGAGAUAAUCUGAUAAAAUGAGCAUCUCUGGAGUUUUAUGUUAAGUUAAACUGCGAUGGGCGAAACCAAAAUAUUCAAACUUGAAUGACAAGAAUACAAAAAUGACAGUGGGUGCUUCGUAUUCAUUCAGGAGCACCAUCACCAUCAUAGGAAAAUAUUUUUAGUUAGCUUGCCUAUAUUUAAGUAAAAUGAUUUUGUUCAUCGGAAGAACAACUUCUAUAGCAUUGCUAUUGGCAAACAUGAUGAAUCAGUAUGGCAAGAGGAAGCAUUUUUAGUUGGCAGGAAGCAUGUGUGGCUUUGCAUGGAUAGCUACCUCUUACUUGUCAUCUUCACUGGGUUUCAGUAUUACGUUAGCACAUCUCACCUAAAGAAACUAGCUAUUACUCAUUAAGGUUUUUCUUAACCAUUGGGAACUCCAGAGCAAAGCUGUGCAAAUAUUUGUUUGCCUUAACUAAAAAACGGAAUUUCCAAAGUCUCAGCCUCUGCCACGUUGCUUUCUACAAUGUCGAUGCAAACGGCACAUAUUGCUGUCAAUUGUGUGCAGUUAUGCCAAUAUACUGUAUACGAUACUUAGUUUGGUGUGUGGAACCGUAUUUGUCAUUCCAUUCUGCGUAGUCGGUCCAGAGGCUAUACAUUGUUGUACCUUGACAGCAUUUUUAAUACAAAAGGUUGCAACGACUAUAAAAUGGAAAGCUGCUUUCUUUCUUUUAUUGUUUUCAAGUCAUAUGGGGACAAUCCUGUAAUAUUUUACCUUUUUUUCUUGAGGAGUUUCAUGUAAAUGAAACAGAUGAUCUUCAUUCUGAUAAGACACCAAUUGUUGAGUUUAAAGUAUGAUAUAUUGAUCUACUAAUACCUUUGUUUAAACAUUUAAAAAAAUCUAAAAAUAAUUUAAAAAAAAAUACUAGGCCAAUUAACAUUUGUCUGUUGUAGGUUGUGCUUGAGUAUACAGUGUAGAAUUGCUGUUGAAUGAAACCAUAGGAAAUUUUCUCUCCAAAUCCAUCUCAGAUUUUUUUAAUGUCCCACAUAGAAGUAGGGAUGGGAACUUAUAAGAAUUUAGCGAUUCUGUUAUGUAAUAUGGCUUAUGGAUAUGAUUCCUUAUCGAUUCUCUUGAGAAUAAAACAAUACAAAUGAUAGAUGAUAUUAUUGAUGUCAUUAUCAUUACUGAUACGAUAAUAUUAAAGAUUUUUCUGCGCAGUGUUGUGUGACUUUAUAUGCUGAGAUAGGUAAUAUAUAGGGAUAGGGAGAUUAUACAUAUACUGGACGGUUUAUAGGUAAUUACUGAUAUGGUAUUUUUCCUUACAUGAAAUUAUGGAAAUUUUCACUAUUGCACUUUUACACAGUACGAGCUAGGCAUUUGUUACGCAUCCACACUCAGCUCACAAGUGACCCGUGUAACAAUAAUAGUCACCUCUUGAGCAUGUCAUUCCAGUGCCCCACUCUCCAGGCAUGACUAAUCACGUUACGUUCAAUCCAACUGUUACACUAAUGUAAGCGUGGGUUGACUGGUCAUGCCUGGAGAGUAAAGCACAAGUAUGACGUUGUUGUGUUACCGUCUCAGACGCUAAAAGGAAUUCAAUAAACAGAAUCAUCAGGCAAGUUAACAAAAGAUUCCUAGAAAACAGUUUAUCGGGAUUGGAGUUCUCAAAAAGAACCCGUUUCCAGAAAUUACAUAAUAAUAUAAUCGAUUUGAUUCCCAUCCCUACUUAGAAGUGACCCCCAUAUGACUUGAACUCAGUAUUUUUCUGUAUGUUUACAAAGUGAAGAAUCUCAAACUGAUCACUGAUUGGUAGAUGUACAUUCCACCAGAUCAGGUGAAAAUGUGACCAGAAGAGAGACUGUGUAUCAUUGCUGCUGUGACAAUUUUAUCUUUUUCCAGAAACAAUGAAUUGUGUUUAAGAUGAUUAUAUGUUGAAAAUGGGUUUAACACUAUAUUGUGAAUCUAUGCCUUUUUCCAAGUUUAAUGCAAUUCACCAGAAGACAUAAUUGAUAUUUUCUAUUCUAAUGAUGUUGUGAAUCAUGCUUUCUUCAUGCCCUUGCUCACUUCCUUUUAUCAUAUGACCUUUCACUACAUGUAUCUGCUUCAGCACCUAAUGACAGAUUUAGUGAGAAAUGUUUCAUUUGUUAUGGA